Amphimedon queenslandica is the source of this 2023-nucleotide messenger RNA. RefSeq names its product BTB/POZ domain-containing protein 9-like. Bases 92 to 1867 code for a protein of 591 amino acids. Gene Ontology annotation, biological process: circadian behavior; modulation of chemical synaptic transmission; adult locomotory behavior. The transcript is spliced from 9 exons. Gene Ontology annotation, cellular component: cytoplasm. Gene Ontology annotation, molecular function: protein binding. The record is from RefSeq and is a predicted model, not a curated record. Lineage: Eukaryota; Metazoa; Porifera; Demospongiae; Haplosclerida; Niphatidae.
GAAAAUAACAAAAUCUUUCUCACUUUUCUUCUCACUUUCCUUCUCGCUUUUCUCCUCCACUCUCUCUCUUUCUCUCUCUUUUAGGUAGACUAUGAGCGGCCUAUCAUUGGGUGCAUGUGACGGCAGAGACUUUUGCCGCUCCUCUAUUCGCGACUCUACGAUUGGCAUUAACUUUGAUGCACUAGGUGAGGUUGAACAUUAUGAACAUGUUUCUGGUGACCUUUUUGACCUCUUGAAAUCCGGUGAGCACACAGACGUUACGUUUGUAGUGGGCGGGGUCAGGUUCCCAGUUCAUCGCGUUAUACUGGCCUCAAGGUGUACUUUCUUUUCCGUUUUAUUGUUUGGAGAUAUGAGAGAGGCCCAGCCUGGUAACAACGAGAUAACGUUACAAGAUGCAACCCCGGAGUCUUUCAGGGCACUGUUAGAGUACAUAUACUCUGGGAAGGUCUGUCUGGGGGAUUUACCUGAACAGGUCAUAUUAGAUCUCCUUGGCCUAUCAAACAAGUAUGAUUUCAGUCACCUCCAGUCCUCCAUAUUGGCCUAUCUCAAAGCCACACUCAGUGUCCACAAUGCCUGCAUUAUUUACAAUGUAGCCAACUUCUAUCAGCUCUCUGACCUCUGUUUGGCCUGUGCUUCCUAUAUUGACAUCAAUGCUCAGGCAGUCAUGAGAAGUGAAGCAUUCCUUUCCAUCUCUCAUCAGUCGCUGGUGGAACUCGUGUCUAGGACCUCUUUCUACUGCCCUGAACUAGAGGUAUAUUUUGGAAUAAGGAGGUGGCUGGAUAAUAAUGAGGUCUCCAAAGAUGAAGAGAAGAAUAUACUGAAAAUAGUCAGACUGGAACUGAUACCGAUGAGCAGUUUGCUGGGUGAAGUGAGAGAGAGUUCCCUCUUUGAAGCUAAUGAUAUCCUUGACGCCAUUGCUAUGAUUAACAAGAAAAAUAUGAUUGAGCUUAACCAGAGGGGCUUACUCCUACCAGAGGAGAAUGUUGCGACAGUGCAACAUGAUGCCACAGUCUCAGACAACCAGACAAUCUUGCUCAGCGGCGACACUGAGAGCUACACUGGAGACCAUGGGUACGCCAUUCACACUAUAACCCGUAACGGACCGUCAAAAGGAAUAAUAGUGGGACUUAACCAGCCAUACAUCAUCAACUGUAUUAAGAUGCUUUUAUGGGAUAGAGACAACAGAUCCUACUCUUACUAUAUAGAGAUAUCACUGGAUGGCAGUCAAUGGUUGACUAUUAUUGAUAGGAGGGACCAUCUCUGUCGUUCGUGGCAGGAACUGUUCUUUGAAGAUAAAGUCGUCAAGUAUAUUCGUAUCAUUGGUACAUUCAAUUCGAUGAACAGGAGUUUUCAUUUGGUUUCUUUUAGCUGCCUACACACAAGCAGACGGUUCUCUCUAUCUAAAGACGGACUCAUCAUACCAGAUGAAAACGUAGCCAGUAUAUCAACGAGUGCUACAGUCCUUGAAGGAGUGAGCAGGAGUAGAAAUGCUUUGCUCAAUGGAAACACUAGAGACUAUGACUGGGACUCUGGCUACACUUGUCAUCAGUUGGGAUCAGGCUACAUCAUAAUCCAACUGGCACAACCUUACGUCAUAUCCACAAUGAGGUUGUUGCUCUGGGAUUGUGAUGACAGGUCGUACAGCUAUUACAUUGAAGUAUCGACUGAUCAGAAGAGCUGGACUAAAGUCAUUGAUAGAAGUCAGGAGAGCUGCAGGUCCUGGCAGCACAUACAGUUUGACCCACUUCCUGUUACCUUUGUUAAAAUCGUAGGAACACACAAUACAGCCAAUGAGGUGUUUCAUUGUGUUCAUUUUGAAUGUCCGGCGGCUCCUCUCAGCUCAUCUCCAAACAAUCAUUUUAAUUGAUAAAUAAAUAAUUGUAUUAAUGACAUUAAUUGUGUAUAUAUAACUAUGUCACUUGUCUCUUUUUAAUCCGUCUCACUCCUUUCCCUCACACACACUCUUAUGAUGUUGAUUUGAUUAAAUUUUAAAAGGAUUGUUGUAUCUCUUUGUGUUAGAAUC